AUGUUUGAAGUCAAAAUGGGGUCAAAGGCGUGCAUGAACGCAUCUUGUGGCGCGACGUCCACUGUUGAAUGGAAGAAAGGUUGGCCUCUUCGAUCUGGUUCUCUCGCUGAUCUCUGUUAUCGUUGCGGAUCCGCUUAUGAGACUUCCCUGUUCUGCGAAACAUUCCAUAUGGAGCAAUCUGGUUGGAGGGAGUGCUAUUUAUGCAACAAGAGACUUCACUGUGGAUGUGUUGCCUCUAAGCUCAUGGUCGAUUUUAUGGACUGCGGUGGUGUUGGUUGUACUUCAUGUACCAACUCCCAUCAACUCAAUCUGAAUAAGAGAGGUGAGAAUGCAGGUGUGUUUAGCAGAUUGGUAAUGAACAGGCACCAUACAAAUGUGGAAAGUGGAAUGUGUACUAUUGAUGGAGUAGUAAGAAACGAAACUGAUCUCUUUCCUCAGCCACUAGUCAAUGGGGAUGAUAAAAGAGAAGAGUUCAUGGGUCACCGUGGGUUUGGUUGUUUUAUACAACCAGAUAAGAAUAGUAAUUCCACCACUGGGCAAAUGCACGAAUCGUCAUCAACACCUUCACAGCCAUCUUUGAAUAUAGCUUUGGCACUACUUCCUUAUAGCCCAUCUUUUGCAAGUCCUGUCGUUGAUGGGAAGAAACUAAUGGGUGCUGCUUCUCAGUCCCACAUUGGCCAAUGCUCUGCUUCUAUUAUACUGCAAAAGCCUUUAAAAUCUGUUCUUGGAACUCCUCCUGGGACUAGUAAGUCUGCUCAGGCCAGGAUCGGGAGGCCUCCUGUGGAAGGGCGUGGGAAAGGACAUUUACUUCCUCGCUAUUGGCCAAAAUACACUGAUAGAGAGCUUCAGCAGAUCUCUGGAAAUUUGAAAAUGAACAUUGUACCUCUUUUUGAGAAAACUCUUAGUGCUAGUGAUGCCGGUCGCAUUGGUCGUUUAGUUCUUCCAAAAGCCUGUGCAGAGGCAUAUUUUCCUCACAUUAGUCAUUCAGAAGGGAUCCCUUUGAAAAUACAAGAUGUGAGGGGUAAGGAGUGGACGUUCCAGUUCAGAUUCUGGCCUAACAACAACAGUAGAAUGUAUGUCUUAGAAGGUGUCACUCCCUGCAUACAGUCCAUGAGGCUACAGGCUGGUGAUACAGUAACAUUCAGCCGAGUUGAUCCUGGUGGUAAACUAAUCAUGGGUGCCAGGAAGGCAAUUUAUACUGGAGACAUGCAGGCGUGUGGUCUCACCAACGGUACUUCAAACGAAGACACAUCAUCCUCUGGUGUUACAGAGAAUCCGACCUCCAUAAAUGCUUCCUCGUGUCCCUCACAAAUUCCGGAAGAACUGAAAGGUCUGCCUGAGCAUUUGAGCUUGAAGAAGAGUGAGAUGAAUGGAGGCAGGAUUUGUGAUGUUCCUUCACGGGUUAAUAAGGAAAAGAAGAGGACUCGGACCAUUGGGGCUAAAAAUAAGGGACUGCUUCUGCAUAGUGAAGAAUCUAUGGAGCUGAGACUCACUUGGGAAGAAGCUCAGGAGUUGCUUCGUCCCUCUCCUAAUGCUAAGCCCACCGUUGUCGUCAUCAAGGAGCAUGAAUUUGAAGAAUUUGACGAACCUCCUGUAUUUGGAAAGAGAAAUAUAAUUACUUCAAAUCCUUCAGGUGAACAAGAACGAUGGGCAUCGUGCGAUGACUGCAAUAAAUGGAGGAGGUUACCUGUAAACGCUCUUCUCCCCGCAAAGUGGACAUGUUCAGACAAUGUUUGGGACGUGAGCAGGUGUUCGUGUUCUGCACCAGAGGAGAGUCUGAAAGAACUUGAGAAUGUUCUUAGAGCAGGAAAAGAGUACAAGAAGAGAAGAACUGGGGUGAGCCAGACGGCCAAAACAGAGGAAGAAUCGUCGGGUCUGUAUGCACUAGCGAGUGCGGCGAGUGCAGCAGUCUUUGGAGACGCUUUAGGCGACACAGAGGUCGCGACCACGACCAGACAUCCAAGGCACAGGGUUGGAUGCUCUUGCAUAGUGUGCAUUCAGCCGCCAAGUGGGAAAGGUAGGCACAAGCCCACCUGUGGGUGUACAGUGUGCAGCACAGUGAAGAGAAGGUUCAAGACGUUGAUGAUGAGGAGGAAGAAGAAGCAGUUAGAGCGAGAUGAUAUAGCAGCAGCAGCAGAAGCAUAUGAGGAGCACAACAAGGAAGCGACGGAACAGGCUGAGGGUGAUAAGAAUAACGGACGGGAGGAAGGGAGGAUUGAUCUGAACAGUGAUCCUUAUAACAGAGAGGUUGAGAAAGAAGAGUGUAAAAGAAGAGAGUGUUCGGGUGUGGCUGAUGUUUAAGGAGGAGAGGCUGCAACCUGUGAAGAGCCGAAAGCUGCAACCUGAUAUGAAGAAGACAAAAAGCUACUCUCAUAACUACCUUAUCUUAAUAUAUGUUCUGUAAAGAAACCAAGAGGAGAAGAGUGAGAGUAGGAGUGAGAGGUACAGUUUUGUAUUUGAUAUAGUUUUAGGUAAGCGUCUGAGACAAAAGAACAAGAAUGGCGAUCUUCUGCUUUUGCAUUUGUUUUGGUUUUGUAUGGUCUUUGGGGUUUAGGGUUUAGGUUGUCUCCAUUGAUCGAGGUUUUGCAUAAGUGAAAAUGGAGCUUUAGUGUUCAGUGAUGAAACGGUUGAAUUUGUUUUCAACCUCACAUAGCAACAUGGAAAGCGUUAGGUUCAAAUUAUUAUUCUUCUUAUCUGAUAUGC
This is a messenger RNA of Eruca vesicaria subsp. sativa (arugula), 2703 nucleotides long. Lineage: Eukaryota; Viridiplantae; Streptophyta; Magnoliopsida; Brassicales; Brassicaceae. The record is from the annotation of a GenBank genome assembly.